Messenger RNA from Zygotorulaspora mrakii, 2127 nucleotides. It is a transcript of the gene TEA1, whose product is annotated as Tea1p. Gene Ontology annotation, molecular function: DNA-binding transcription factor activity, RNA polymerase II-specific; zinc ion binding; DNA binding. Lineage: Eukaryota; Fungi; Ascomycota; Saccharomycetes; Saccharomycetales; Saccharomycetaceae. Bases 1 to 2127 code for a protein of 708 amino acids. The record is from RefSeq and is a predicted model, not a curated record. Gene Ontology annotation, biological process: regulation of DNA-templated transcription; DNA-templated transcription. The transcript has a single exon.
AUGAUACUAGACCCUGACAUUACGGCUAGCGUGAAAGGUUCCUUUGAACAAGCGCCCGAGGAACACGAUCAUGGCGAUGACUGUUACGAACAGCAAACGAAUGAAUCGAAAACAGGUAAAAAAAGAUUGGCGUGUUCCAAUUGCAGAAGGAGGAGGAAAAAAUGUGAUUUGACUUAUCCAUGCGGGAAUUGCCAACGAUUGAAACUAGAGUGUAAUAUAAAUGAAGAAGAUUUGAGGAAAAAAAGGUAUGCGACGUCUUAUGUCAAAUCGCUAGAAGCACAUAUUGCAUACCUCGAGAGCUCUCUGAAAACUCUUGUUGAUAAAGUAUAUCCUGACGAACCAGAAAGGUUGAAUAGCAUGAUGAUAGGAGACGUAGCUUCGAGUUUUAUCGGUAGUAGGUAUUCAAAGAAAGUGGCAACACCUGAUAAUGGAUCUUUGAAUAUCAAGAAUUCGACCUCAUUGUUAAAACUUGAUAACGACGAUGUACUAAUAAAACCAAAGACGAUCUCAAAUAUGAUUUCAAACCUAAAAAGUGGUUCAGAGACUAAGAAGGCAUUUGUUAAGGGCAGUUAUUAUCCUGAGGGUCCAAUUUCACAUAAAUCAAAAACAUUAUCUCUAGCACCAUUUUCACCAGUUACUACCUCAUCUACCAGAUCUUCAACUCCAUCAGUAGAGAAAGAACACAAGAAAAACGGGACUAUAGAAAGGAUCCGGGACUUGCAUACAACUGUUAUUGUACGUACAAUGAAAAACGAUGGCACUCAUCAUCUCAGCAAUGAUGCGAAUAUAAUAAGAUCAUUAUCGAACUUCUACAAAUUUCUUUACCCAGGCCAUUUCAUCUUUCUUCACAGGGAAAGUUUCCUGUAUGGAUUCUUCAACCACUAUGAAAAUAACUAUGAGGAUUCACAUUACUGUUCUAUCGAGUUGAUAUACGCAAUGUGUGCCGUUGGAAGUAGGCUAUCAAGUGAUACUCGAGAGUACUCUGAAACAUACUAUGAGAAAAGCAAAAAUUCGCUAUUACAAACAGUCUUCGACGAGCAGAGUGUCGCGAAGAUCACCACAGUGCAAGCAUUACUGUGUCUAGCUUUUUACGAGCUAGGGAGAGGUGAUAAUCAAAAUGGAUGGUAUUUCUCCGGAUUGGCGAUUCGAGUUGGCUACGAAAUGGGGUUCCAGUUGGAUCCCGAGGUCUGGAUCACCGAAGACAUCGACGCAGAAAGCAAAAUGAAUCUCACGAAGAGCGAGCUUGAAAUAAGAUCAAGAAUCUACUGGGGCUGCUAUAUAGCUGAUCAUCUGAUAUGCCUGCUGCUGGGGCGCACAUCGACGCUAAGUGUCUCAAACUCCACAAUCCCCCAGUCUGACGAGCUGCCGGAGGUGGAAGGUACCGAAGAGUUCCGAUUCGAAAGUCUCCACGUCCUGCAGAUUUCUCUGCCCUUGAAAAACCUGAUAAUUCUGUCCAGAAUUGUCCAGAUUUUCACCUCCAAGAUAUUCAUCGAAACGCACCACACCGAAGAAAAAGUCGUUUAUCUCAUCAAGUUCAAUCUAAAGGUCUACAACUGGAGACAGUCCUUGCCUGACCUUCUGAAGUGGUCCAAGGGGCUCCUCAAGGACAUCGACGUCAGCACAGACCCCACCAUUUCGUAUUUUUGGUACUACUACUAUAUCGUGCGCCUCACGUUCAACAAGCCCUUCAUAGAGGAUUGCGAAGAGUCCAAGACCGUCGUGCAGGAAAUCCUGGGCGAAUUGAAAACCUUGUUCAACAAUUUCAAGGCCAAAUUUAACGGUUUCCAGAACGCCACCAUGUUUCAGUUGUACGCGUGUCUGCUUGCCAUCAAGUCUCUCAAGAAACUGCAGAGUCUGGAAAGAGAAGAACAGGAUUACCACCGCGACCACGACAAGUGGGAAAAAGAACUGAAAUUCUUCCAAGACGUGUUCUACAACGAGCUCUCCCCAGCCUACGAGCUGCCAAAAAGACUACAGGAGGACACGGACUUCAAUAUUGACCAGGAAAAGCAGGCUGUGACCCAGAUCAGCAAUAUCAACUACACACACGAUUUUUCCUUGAGUAAUGAGAUCGACGAUCUGAUCAAAGAGCUCUUUGGCAUCGAGAACAUAGUAGCGCCACAAUGA